AUGCCGCUCCUCGGAACGAUGGAUGGCCGACAUGAGCUCUUCCAACAGCUGAAACCACCAUGUGUCGCUCUCAGCCAGACAGCACUCGCUCUCAAUGCAUCAAACCCAAACAUAGAGCUCCUUACGAGUCGACUGGAAGAUGUCCAUAAGGUACUGGCCAACAUCACCGACAGCUACCCGCUAGACGCCAGACUAGCCGACUAUGUCUUCUUCCCUCUCUCCCAAGUGCUCAAGGCGAGCCAAAAAGUGUCGAUCAGAUGCCUUGAGUUGACAUUCCAAAGUCUGGCAAUUCUGAUCCAUCAAGGAUGGAGCUUCAACAUUCAGCCACAGCUGGCCGCACAAAUAGUCAUAUUGUGCACUAUGGUGGCUGAGAAGGAGCCCAAAGGCCUGUCAUUCAGAGGCUCGACAGAUGACUUGCAGACAAGCGCUCUGAAAUGUCUAUAUCGCCUCUUCGAUGCACUCAGCACGUCAGGAGAAGCGAGAAACGUAUUGACCUCAGAAGCCAACGUUCCGCAGCUUGGUCAGACUAUCAGCAUUGUCCUAGACGCUCUUGUCGAAGGUAGAGUGGCUGAGGUGCAGAUCGCUGCAAUGCAUGCAUUGACGGCUCUCGUGGACAAUGUUGCCGAUCGAGACAUCCAAGCGGCAUUCCUUCCUGGCAUUGUCUCAAAGCUCACGAAAGUCGUUACACCAUCUACCAAGCAAAGACGAGCACCCUCUAUCAUCACGGAUGCACUUCACACUCUGCAGCAACUCUUCAGCAACACUCUGAGGGACACAGUAGCUGACCACGUCACUCAUUCGAAUGGCGAAGAUGGAACUUCAAAAGUCAUCAAUGACAAAUGGCUCCAGUCGGCUGCAACUCAACUUGCACCUGCCAUUGCUACUAUCGUCAAACUGAAAGACCACAGCAGAGUUGACGUGAGAGAAGCGCUGUCCAAGUUCUGCUUCACAUUGAUCAAAGACUGCAGGAAGACCUUGAAGAACAGCGUAAGUCUUGCGUUUGAGACUAUCCUUUUCCUCGCAUGUGGCGAUCGAGCAGAGUCAGUCAAGUUCAGUCUGGAGUCACUUGCUACCACAGAUGGAGAGAUUUUGGAGCUCUUGCAAGUCACGCUCCACGACUGGCUGAGGUCGCUGGCGACGAGAAUGCAAUCUGCCGACGAACAAGCGAAAGUACAGAGAAUGCAGCAGAUCAGAACAGCGUACAGCAUACUUGUCAGCACCGGUACCAAUACUACUACUAUCGAUAAGUCGCUGGCUCAAAGCCUUCGCGACAGCGUUGUGAUCACAAUCCAACUACCUGGUCCGAAGCUACAACCUGCCACCAUGUUACCAGUACAGUCGCUCGAUUUGACGUUUCUUAGUGAUCAGCACAGAAGCAUGGCCUUCACCUCGCCUCUCGUGCAGUACAAAGGACAAGAGAGCGUCUUACAUCAGGUCGAGCGACUUGUCCAGAUGAUGAGCAGCACAUCAGCCUCGGGUGUAGUAACGAAGGACCUCUCGAGAAUGCUACGACUGUCUGAUGGAGAGACUCGAUUGGCAACUUUCUGGAUGUUGCUAGAAUCCGCCAAGACCGCGUCUAAGCUCGAUCAUGACUCUGCUACUGCUCUUCUCGACUUCGAGGACGGUGGUAGCAGAAUGUCCAGAAGUAGUCUGGAAGAGCUCUACUCCCUUGCUCUCACGAUCUUGACAGAUCCGAUUGAUGAGUCUCCUGAUCAGCGACUGCAAGCUCUUUCAAUUCAGGCAAUAGCGCUAAGGGCUCAAGCAGCAGGCAAAGACUUCCGCCAUGAGCUCAUUGAUGCUCUGUACCCUAUUCUGCACACACUGGCGACGCCAGAUGAGUCGCUUCAACAACAUAGUGUGGCCGCUUUGAACAUAUUUUCGGAUGCUUGCGGGUACAGCUCUGUCGAGGAGCUCAUCGUUGACAAUGUUGACUACCUCACAAAUGCUGUAGCCCUCAAGCUCAACUCCUUCGAUGUCAGUCCUCAGGCACCACAAGUCCUGCUGAUGAUGGUGAAGCUAGCUGGGCCAACUUUGCUACCUUACCUGGAAGACACUAUCGACAGUAUCUUCGCAGCGUUGGAGGACUACCAUGGCUAUCCACUACUUGUGGAGCUCCUCUUCAAGGUCUUAGGGGUAGUGACCGAAGAAGGUGCAAAGGCUCCACAGCUUGCAAUCGAGGAUAGUGACAGAGAGAAAAUCUCACAUGUACGACAAGAACGAUGGCAGCCAACGAGUGUAACAGAUCUCGUCGAUUUACUGCAGGAGCGGUCCAAAAACAUCGCUACAUCAGCUGAGUCGGCCGUCACUCGUGAAGCUCACCCGCAGCGACCAUGGAAGUCCAUGGAAAGUGGUGAUCAAGACGAAGACCACACCACUGAGGAUGACGAAGUCCCACCUGUGAACGAUGUUGAAGUACAGCCACCCGCACCCAAGACCUUUGCUCUGUUGCUUAAGAUAUCGGAACUCACUCAACACUUCUUGCCAUCGGCUUCUGCUUCACUGCGGACCUCGUUGCUAGGACUGAUCAAGACCGCGACCCCCGCCAUCGCUCGCCAUGAGAACUCCUUUCUACCUCUGAUCAACACGCUUUGGCCAGAGAUUAUAUCGAGGCUGGAUGAUCCAGAGCCGCAGGUCGUUGCAACAGCACUGGACAUCAUCGCGUUACUAUGCGAGCAUGCUAGUGGUUUCAUGCGCAGUCGCAUCGCGCAGCUGUGGCCUGGCAUCGUCGAGCAGUAUCAGUCAGUCGCAAAACACGUUAUGCAGUCGAUGACAUCUUCAAAGACAGCAGGAAGUCAUCAGCCUUCCUCAGCAGCGGUGGUCCCGAAUAACGCUCGCCUCAAGCAUGCUGUGGCGCGAUUCAAUUCACGCGGCCCCGACUACGCCGAUUCCAGUGUUCGCCUUGUUUGGUCCUCGUUGAUCGAUACCAUAACAAAGAUCGUUCGUUAUGUUCCCAUCUCUCCCGAAUCGUUCGACGAGGCACUGGAGAUGUUGGCACCGGUGAUGGAGACGGACAACGUCAAAACGGCCUUGGCAGCGGAUAAUGCAGAUGCAGUUUGGCUCGUUUGCUUGCGAGCUGGCCUCACCAAGGCAUCAGAAUUACCGAGAGUUAUCCAAGAUGUGAAGUGGGCCUCUGUCGACGUUGGCGGAUGA
Fulvia fulva is the source of this 3150-nucleotide messenger RNA. Its product is annotated as TEL2-interacting protein 1. Gene Ontology annotation, cellular component: cytoplasm. The record is from RefSeq and is a predicted model, not a curated record. The coding region runs from base 1 to 3150 and encodes 1049 amino acids. The transcript has a single exon. Gene Ontology annotation, biological process: chromatin remodeling. Lineage: Eukaryota; Fungi; Ascomycota; Dothideomycetes; Mycosphaerellales; Mycosphaerellaceae.